UUCAGAGGGGGGACCGGGCGCCGGGGGGGGCGUGCGGGGGUCAGCCCCGCGACGCCCUCAAGCACAGCAGCCCCCCGGCGCCGCCAGCACUCGGCAGCAGCGCUCAGCGAGCAGCAGCGCAUGCAGCCUUUCCUUCUAGCAGCGCGUGUCAUUCGUCCUGGCAACAGCGUCAGCUGCAGCAGCGUUGCAGUUGUCGGCUUGCUUUCAUGGUGGCAGGUGCUGCGGGAGCAGCCUUAACGGCGCAGCCACAUACCGGUGAGUGGGCGGGCGGAGUGGAGUUGUGGCAGGUCGUCGUUGUGCCGGCCUGGGGCCGUGUUUGCGUGUGGAGGACGUGCUGGUUGCGUUCGGAUGCUGUGUGCGAUGUGUGCGUGUGCGCGUGCUGGUGGCGUUCGUCGUGGGUGUACUGGUGUGCAAGCGCGUCUGUGUGCAAGCGUAUGGUGCCGGCUGGCAGCUGGCUGGCGAGGGGGGAGACAGUCACAGCUGCAGUUGGGUGGGAGCACGGCGGCCGCCAGCACCAGAGCGGCUGCAGGGACGGCGGCAGCAGCCCAGAAGCCUUGCUUAGCCGGCGACAGCGGACUGCAGGCGACUACAGCUGGGUAGAGGGUUGCGGGCACGGCGGCACGGCGGCGGAGCGCAAGAAGCAGCUGCUGGCAGCGGCGCUGGGUGCUGCAGCGGGCCUGCAUGCGCCGUUGACGCUUGCAGCUCACGCAGCGGGGUAUGGGUACUGGCGGCUGAUGAUAUGCAGCGUUGCAGUGGAGCGGCAGCAGCAACAGCAGCAACUACUGCUGGGCACCGCGGCCUGCCGCGCCGCAGUCGCGCGCAGUGGCGAUGCUGCGCCUGCCCGACAUGGCAGCACUGGCGGCGGCGGCGUGUAGCAUGUACUGGUCUGGGCCUGGGCGGCGGCAGGGGGUGCCGCGCCUUACAGCGGCGCAGGCGCGCUCUUGGUUGCGAAGCGUGCGCAUGUACGCACGCACACCACGUCCUCGCGCGUGCCGCUGCUGCCCGACCGCGCCGCCUGCUGCCGGUUCCCCCCUCAAGCGGGGACGUCCCAGCACGCAGCCAUCUGGCGGUCUGAAGCCGCCGGCCUGCUGCCGGUGGUGGUGGUGCGUCUGCGUGCGGCCACGCUUGCAGCCAGAUGCCAGCGGGGCAGCAGCGUGGUGCCAGUAGCUUUCGCUCGGCCUCAGUGGCACGCAGCGGGUGAGGGCAGUGCAGAAGGCAGCCAACCAGCAAUUGAGCGUCUGUGUGACCUUGCUGGGCCAGGGCAAGAAGGCCUGCUGCGUGCGUGUGCUGUUGGUGAGGGCGUGUAGGGCGUGCGGGCCGGGUGAUCGAGUGCUCGCGCUGCGUGCUUGAUUUGUGUUUCGUGCUUGAUUUGCGCCGUGUGCGUGUAUUGGUUUACCUGCGCCGUGCCUGUCGUGCGUUUGUGCCGGGGCAAGGUGUGUCUGCGUGGGGAGGCUUGCCAGGUGUGGCCGAGCAGUGACCAGGUCCUUGCUGGAACGGACAACGCAGCAGGCAGCAGGCAGGCUGGAACAGCAGCUGCAGGGUGGCGCCGCUUCUGUCCACAGCUACACCAGGCUCGUGUUGGGCCAGCAUGAUCACCAGCACGUACGGCAUCAUGUCAGCAGUCAGGGCCCGAUGCUUGAAGCAGCGUCCAUUGGGCGCCGGGACAAAGUCAGCUAAUUACGAAAGUGACAUCCCGUUAGCCCGAUCCCUACGUUCUGUAAGCCUGCCCAUGG
This is a messenger RNA of Chlamydomonas reinhardtii, 1733 nucleotides long. RefSeq lists its product as uncharacterized. The record is from RefSeq and is a predicted model, not a curated record. The transcript has 2 exons. Bases 207 to 875 code for a protein of 222 amino acids. Lineage: Eukaryota; Viridiplantae; Chlorophyta; Chlorophyceae; Chlamydomonadales; Chlamydomonadaceae.